This is a messenger RNA of Emys orbicularis (European pond turtle), 2148 nucleotides long. RefSeq names its product zinc finger protein 250-like. Lineage: Eukaryota; Metazoa; Chordata; Testudines; Emydidae. Bases 1 to 2148 code for a protein of 715 amino acids. Gene Ontology annotation, cellular component: nucleus. The record is from RefSeq and is a predicted model, not a curated record. The transcript is spliced from 10 exons. Gene Ontology annotation, molecular function: DNA-binding transcription activator activity, RNA polymerase II-specific; RNA polymerase II cis-regulatory region sequence-specific DNA binding. Gene Ontology annotation, biological process: regulation of transcription by RNA polymerase II.
AUGGAGGAGGAGGAGAAUGUGCUCAUGCAGGGGGAGGAAGAAGAGGAGGGGGAGGACCUGGCCAUAGGAAUGGAGCACGUGGUCAUGGACAAGAAAGCGGAAGAGGAUGACUUGGAUGAGGAGGAGGAGGGCAAGGCCAAGUCCUCCUCCACCUCCAUGGCCAGGUCCCCCUUGCCCAGAUGCGAACUAACUGAGGAGCUACCCCAGGACUCUGGGCCCAGCUCUGUCCUCUCCAGCUCCAUGGACCGCACCUCCGCGCUGCGCUCCCUGGCCGGCCGCUGCCACUGUGGGCUACAAAGGAGCGAUGCCGGGGGCAGGCUGAGGUGGCUGCUGCGCCUGUGGAGGGAGGAGGCGCAUGGCAGCCUUCCCUCCUCCCCCCCCACCCGGCAGGUGACUCUGAGUCGAAUCCGAGGGAGCUGGGGGCUUAUCCUGGCAGGACCUCCUGAGCAGCAGCCUGGCGGGGCUUGGGGGCGGGUGAGCUUCGAGGAGGUGGCUGUGUAUUUCACCGCGGGGCAUGGGGCUCUGCUAGACCCCGCUCAGAGAGCCCUCUACAGAGACGUCAUGCAGGAGAACUAUGAGAACGUGACCUUGCUGGGUGCUGGGAUGGUGAGUGAGGAGAAGCAGCAGAAUCCUCAGCAGGAAGAUUCUGAGCAAGUGGCACCACAUGGGGGAUUAUCGCACGGCUCCAGAGGGAAUGUGUCCCGGCAUCGUGUGCAGAGGGAGCAGAGAAACCAGCCAGCGGAGAAAGUGGGUAACUCUAUUAAUUGUCAGGGAACUCACCAGGACCUCCUUGAAACCACAGCCCAGCCGAGAAUACCCACAGGAGAGAGAAAAAACACAUGCACUGAGUGUGGAAAACAUUUCACUAACCACUCAGGCCUUUUAAAACAUCAGAGAAUCCACACAGGAGAGAGACCCCAUGAAUGCAGUGAGUGCGAGAAAACCUUCACUCUGAGCUUUACCCUUAGUAACCAUCAGAGGAUCCACACAGGAGGGAAACCCUACGAAUGCUGUGAGUGUGGGAAAAGCUUCACGGUCAACUCAGACCUUAUUGGACAUCAGAAUAUCCACAAGGGAAAGAUACCUCAUCAGUGCUCUGAGUGUGGAAAAACAUUCACACAGAGUUCAGCUCUUAUUACACAUCAGAGGAUCCACACUGGAGUGAGACCCUAUGAAAUUUGGUGUCCAGUUUCCAAACCUGAUGUGAUCUCCCAGCUGGAACGAGGGGAGGAGCCGUGGGUUCCGGAUCUCCAGGGCUGUGAAGAAGGAGAGAUCCCCAGAGGUGCCUGCGCAGGUGCUGGGAUGGUGAGUGAGGAGAAGAAGCAGAAUCCUCAGCAGGAAGAUUCUGAGCAAGUGGCACCACAUGGGGGAUUAUCGCACGGCUCCAGAGGGAAUGUGUCCCGGCAUCGUGUGCAGGGCAAAGCCUCCCAGCCGAGAAUACCCACAGCAGAGAGAAAAAACACAUGCACUGAGUGUGGAAAACAUUUCACUAACCACUCAGCCCUUUUAAAACAUCAGAGAAUCCACACAGGAGAGAGACCCCAUGAAUGCAGUGAGUGCGAGAAAACCUUCACUCUGAGCUCUACCCUUAGUAACCAUCAGAGGAUCCACACAGGAGAGAAACCCUACGAAUGCUGUGAGUGCGGGAAAAGUUUCACUGUCAACUCAGACCUUAUUAGACAUCAGAAUAUCCACAAGGGAAAGAUACCUCAUCAGUGCUCUGAGUGUGGAAAAACAUUCACACAGAGUUCAGCUCUUAUUACACAUCAGAGGAUCCACACUGGAGUGAGACCCUAUGAGUGCCAUGAAUGCAGGGAAAAAUUCAGUGUCAAGACAGCCCUCAAUACACAUCAGAGGAUCCACAUGGGAGAGCACCCGUAUGAGUGCUGUGAGUGUGGGAAACUGUUCUGUCAGAAAUCAACCCUAAUUACACAUCAGGCAAGGCAUACAGGAGAGAGACCCUAUCAGUGCUGUGAGUGCGGGAAGGGCUUCAGUGUGAGCUCGGACCUCAUUGUACAUCAGAGAAUUCACAUGGGAGAGAGACCUUAUAGAUGCUGUGAGUGCGGGAAAAGUUUCACCCGGGGCCCACCCCUUACAAGACAUCAGGGUGUUCACAGGACAGCAAUGCAGCGUAGAAACAUUGUGUAG